Molecule: messenger RNA, 2303 nt
Organism: Corticium candelabrum
Lineage: Eukaryota; Metazoa; Porifera; Homoscleromorpha; Homosclerophorida; Plakinidae
Product: exocyst complex component 5-like
Exons: 18
Coding region: 48-2147 (699 amino acids)
Biological process (GO): exocytosis; Golgi to plasma membrane transport
Cellular component (GO): cytoplasm; exocyst
Source: RefSeq, a predicted model, not a curated record
GUCAUACAUGUACCCGGAUAUUGUGCGCCUGUUUGGACGUGCAAUCGAUGGAACUUGUUCGUGAGCGAGACUUUGAGGAACCGUUCAGUGUUCCUCAGUUUGUGGAAGAUCUCACGUCGCAGGUUCUACGUGAACCAGACGGAAAGAAGCGAGAUGAAGACCGGAUCGAUACACGGUCUCUUUUGGAAGCGUUCGAGCGAUCAAUAGACACUUUGCAAGGAAUGAGCGAAAAGACAUCGAGAAGAGUCGAAAAGUUGUCGAAAGUGUGUCAAGAAGAGGAACGAAAAUAUUACAGCAGCGUGUCGCAAGUUGAAAAAGGAGUCUCACAAGCUUAUCAUCAUUUCCAGGAGUUAGAUGAGAGGAUCAACGGAGUUGCUACCAAGGUCGUUCAUUUGGGAGAUCAGUUGGAGGGGCUUAACUCUUGUCGAAGCCGAGCUGAAAAUGCCAGACAAGUCAUGCAGUUUUUCUUAGAGUUUUUUCAGUCUGAGGAACCUUCAUCUGUUAUCUUUGUUGAUCCAUCUCAGCUUCACAAGGCAGCAGAAGUGAUUCAAAAACUCAACUUUCUUUGUCAAGACUUACCUAACAAGUUUCUUGACGUCAAAAUGCGGAUUGCAAGGAAGUAUGUUGAAAUUGAACGUGCUCUUUUGCAAGAAUUUGAAGCAUCUCAUGUAGCUGGUAAAAUUUCUCGUAUGAAGAUGUGUGCAGAUGCCUUGGUUCAAUAUAAAGAUUAUAACAAAUGUGUGCGCAGUUUCAUCAAUCACUGCCAAAAGGGUGCUUUUCAAUCUGGAGAUCUAUUUGAGGAGAUGUACAAGCUAACUGGGCAGGUGUGUGACUUAGUCAAGUCAGUGUUUCCCUCACCAGAACCAGUAGCUGAUGAAUUUAUUCAAGACCUAUUUGAGCGACGACUUCAGCAUCACGUAACAGAGCAACUAUCUGCAGCUAGGAACCAGGAAGGCUAUCUUGCAACGUUGUUUACUCUUUACACAAAGACACAGAAAGUAGCAUCUAGGCUGGAGGAAUUUAGACACUCUUCUGAUUCAGCUUUUCUUACUCGUCUCACACAGUCUGUUUUUCUACCUCAUCUUUCAACAUACAUGAAAAAAGAAGAGAAGUUUCUGCAAGAGAGAUACAGUCAGUUGCUGGCAGGAUACUAUGAUUCUGUUGGGUUACAUAGACCCAAAGGUGGUGGAGGUUUUCGUUUCAAAAAGGGAGAGGGUGGAGGAAGUCGACCUGGAGAGACUUUUAUCUCUGAUGACGUUGCAACAAUGAUGUUGCAUGAAAACAAGUUGGCGCUGAAACGAUGCACUUCAUUGUCGUCAGCAGCUGAUCUGUGUGCUAAUGCAAGUGUAAUUUUUGAAGUUUUGCUGGACUUUCUGUGCUUUAGACACUUAGACAAUGCUGUCGAUCUUGCUCUGGCUGCUUUGCCUUCAGCGGAGCCAAAGAAUAUGCCUGAGAUCAGCCUCUUUCCAGUCAUCAGUCAGCUAAGCAAGACAUUCAACCUGUUGGAUAAGCACUUUGUUGACAAUGUUGUGCCACUCAUCAGUUCUUCUCCUGUUCAUGCUGAGUGUCUUCACAAGAAGAAAGAAGUUUCUACACAAUUAGAGAAGAAAAUGGACAGUGGCAUUGACCAGGCUCUUACUUCGCUUGUUGGUUGGAUCAAACACAUACUCUCUAGCGAACAGAAGAAAUCAGACUUCAAGCCGGAAGACACUGUCUCUUCUACUGCUGUAGCAACUGCAGCAUGCCAUCGUGCAUGUGAGUUUCUUGAUACCCAACGGCAGAUUGUGUCUGGUUGUUUGGAUGGGAAGAAUCGCAUAGCAACAUUGAUGGAACUGGGAAUAAGAUUUCAUCGGUCCGUGGUUGACCACAUACAACAGUUCACAUUCAACUCAAUUGGUGGCAUAUUUGCUAUUUGUGAUGCUAAUGAGUAUCGGAUAAUUGUCAAGAAAUUUGAAAUGCCUUUUCUCAGUCAUUUGUUUGAAGUAUUAUAUUCAUUGUGUAACCUCUUUAUUGUUGAACCAAAAAACUUGAAGCAAGUAUGCAGUGAAGAACCUAUUGCGUUUUUGGAGAAGUCUGUUGUGCUCUCAUUUAUUCAGCUCAGAAUCGACUACAAGAGUUCAAGACUUGCCAAGUACUUUGCGAUUUAAUUAAUACUACGGGCUCAGACGAUUAGGAGUAGAAUAAAGAGUUAUUAUUCACGUGAUUGUAACAUCCGGGACUUAAAUAUUUGAGCGGGUUUCGAUACUCGUGCACGUACCAGUUUAUGUACGCAGAGCAGAGAGAAUGACUACUGUUCAAACACA